Dracunculus medinensis (Guinea worm) is the source of this 339-nucleotide messenger RNA. The record is from the annotation of a GenBank genome assembly. NCBI's taxonomy places the organism in Eukaryota, Metazoa, Nematoda, Chromadorea, Rhabditida, Dracunculidae.
AUGAAAAUUCUUUCUCCUAUUAUUGGUUUUUUGAUUACUUUUUUCUUUCCUCAAGUGAAUUAUGUGAUAAGCGUCGUUAUUCUUCUAUUUCUUCCAUUUAAAGCUAUUCCAAAUUUUCUUUCUCAAUUUAUUCAAUGUUUUUAUUCGAUAUUUUCGGCGAAAAAUUGUGAACGAAUGCUGUGCUGUAUUUGUUUUUCAAAUGAAAAAUCUGUUCUUUUUCAACCGUGUAAUCAUAUUUGCCUUUGUACCGAAUGUGCCACCAAAUUAAUUACUUCAACGGCACCAAAUUGCCCUAUUUGUCGAGCUCGUAUUACUUCAUAUAUUGAUGUAUAUAUCUAA